Messenger RNA from Rotaria socialis, 978 nucleotides. The record is from the annotation of a GenBank genome assembly. Lineage: Eukaryota; Metazoa; Rotifera; Eurotatoria; Philodinida; Philodinidae.
AUGUUUUUCCCACGAUCUUGGCAUUCAGCGUCUAGACUAAUUAAUGGGAAAGUAUUGGUUGCUGGUGGAGAAGGUGUAAAUGGCACUUUGGUGACUGCAGAAUUGUACGAUUCAUCAACAGGUACUUGGACAAAGACUGGAAAUAUGAGUGUUGCACGAAACGCUCACACAGCAUCGACACUUACGAAUGGAACAAUUCUGGUUGCCGGAGGAUAUGAUGGUAAUUUUGCAUUAGCUAGUGCAGAACUCUAUUAUGUAUCAACAGGAAUUUGGACAAUGACUAGAAACAUGAGUGUUGUACGAUACGCUCACACAGCAUUGACACUUACGAAUGGAAAAAUUUUGGUUGCCGGAGGAUAUGAUGGUAAUUUUGCAUUAGCUAGUGCAGAAGUGUAUGAUCCAUCAACAGGAAUUUGGACAAUGACUGGGGGCAUGAGUGAUGCAAGAUAUGGACAUAUAGCAACGAUACUUACCAAUGGACAAGUUUUAGUUGCUGGCGGAUAUGGUAAUAUUGAUUAUUUGAAUACUGCGGAGUUGUACAACCCGUCCACUGGAAUUUGGACGAAUACUGGCGAUAUGAGUAAUUCCCUAUACCUACAAACAGCAUCUGUACUAGGUAAUGGUAAAAUUUUAUCGGCUGGCGGUUAUGGUGACAGUGGAUUUUUGAAUGGUGCAGAACUAUACGAUCCUGCAACAGGAAUAUGGACAGCAACUGGCAACAUGAGUGUUGGACGGUACAUUCACACAGCAUCGGUACUUACCAAUGGAAACGUUUUAGUUGCAGGUGGAGAUAGUUUUGCUGGCUUUUUAAAUUCUGUGGAACUGUACAACCCGUCUUUAGGAGUUUGGACAAGAGGUGGUAACCUGAAUGUUUCAAGAUUUGCACACACAGCGUCCAUACUAAACGAUGGAAGGGUUUUAGUUGCUGGUGGGGAGGGUAAUGAUGGCUGUUUGAAACGAGCCGAAAUAUAUGCAUAA